UCAUUUAGUACUAAAAAGUACGAGCAUUAUCUUACAAGAAGCAAAGAACAUUCGCAAUAAUUUUUUCAUAAACAUUUCUUAUAAACAAGAGUUGUUAAUUAUUCUCGAUAUAUUGUAAAAAAAUAAUAUUUAAAGAUUUUUAAAUUUAAUCAAAAGGAUAUGUCUCCCUAUUAUACUAAUGUUGAUUUGCAUUACAUUAGUAUGGUAUCAUUGGUCUACUGUUGAGCCAUCUGUACGAUUCCUAUUGAAUUGUGUGAAAAAAGUGCAAGUAAUGUUGAUCUCGAGAUCAUUCCGGCGAAUUACAAAAAAAUGGUUCAAUAUGCAAAAGAAAACAACACAAGGAGUACAAUCAGCGAAGGAGGCAGUUUUUCGCGGAGGUGUUAUUAUCGUCAGUGCUAUUCUGAUUAUUUGGUUGUCUGUAUUUCUCUAUACGGCUUUUUACUAUGCUUACAUGCCUAGUAUGUCAUAUGUGCGACCUGUGCAUCUGCAAUUCAAGUCAUGCGACGAGGAUAAAGGAAUUUGCAGUUUUCCAUCAGCCCAUGUGCAAUUGACGAAAAAGCAGAACAUACUGAUGGUUGGCCAGCCUUAUAAAAUUAAUUUACAUUUAGAAAUGCCAGAGUCUCCUGCAAAUAAGGAACUGGGAAUGUUUAUGGUAUGUGCACAAUUACGUAGUAGAGAUGGAUUCCUUGUGGAACAUGCCUGCAGAUCAGCAAUGUUGCAUUACCGUAGUACAUUACUACACAUGCUUAGUACUUUUACAUUUUCACCUAUGAUGAUCUUUGGAACUACCGAAGAAAAACAAAAUGUUGUACUUGAAUUGUUUGGAAAUUUUGAAGAAGAUCAAAGUCACCCGGUUACAAUAAUUUAUAUCGAAAUACAAUCGAGAUAUAUAGAAUUUUAUUCUGCGUCGAUAAUCAUCAAUGCAAAUUUAUCAGGCCUACGUUAUUUGAUGUUUCAUUGGCCUAUUUUAUCAGCCAUUAUUGGUAUUGGAACAAACUUGUUUUUCUUAGCGCUUAUAUCCAUUUUAUCAUACUUACAUUUUGCUAUGGAAGAAGAAGAUAAGGAGGAGAAUUUUGUUUAUGAAAGAGGCGAAUCGGAAGAAGAGGAUAUCAAGACGCUUAGCGAUUUGUCAUCAGAUUCUUCAUCGCUGGAAGAUGUUCCGGCAUUAAAAGAUAUACCAAAAUCUCGGGAAGAAGCUCUUUCGAGUCAUUCAUCUGAUCCGAUAUUAGGCGAACCUAGUUACAUUCAAGAAAUUUCAACUCUUAUAGCAGAAUCAUCUGACGUCGAACUUACGAAAUAGUUUGAUUUAUUUGUACAAAUAAGUUACUUGUUAAAAACAACGAAACGUACUUUAUUAUGUACAAACAAAACAACAAAGUGAGUAUCAUUAGACUUAGACAUUUCUAAGAGGGUAGUUUAGUCGAUAAUUUAUAUUUAUACCAAUAAAAAUCGGGUCAGUGUUCUGUCCUAAUAAUAAUUAAUUUAUCUAACAAAUCAUAUGACUGUGUGUACAUUAAUUUAGAAAGCAAAUGAUAUUGUGAUGUAAAGAUCGAUCUACGUAUUUUUAUAUGUUAGAGGCUAUUUAACUAUUUACUUUCACUGCUAAUAUUUCCUUCGAACCUGAAUGAAAUACAAUACACACGUAGAUGCAAUGCUAUGAGAAAAAAAGAUAAUGUUUAAGAUAUAAUAUACAUUUACAUAGAGAUACAUACACAAGUUGCGUUUUAUAUUAGAUACGUGCAUUUAUACGCAUUUGUGUAUAUCUUUAUAGAAGGUGGAAUACUCAGGUAAAUUGAUCGUCGACUUAUCUGUUACGAAGUAUAGUAAUUAAUAGAAUGUCAAUAAAAAUAAUCGAUGUCACAAAAUAUAUAAAGUAUUUUGUUUAUGUAGAUUUUCGAUAAUAUGUGAUAUUUCAUUCUUUGGCAUUACACAUACGAGUAUAUAUAUAUAUAUCAAUAUAGUGAAAAGAAACGACUGAUCGAUGAGAUAAAGUAACAAAAAAAUUAUUAUCAAAAAUCUUGAAUUGAUACUGACUUAUCUAAUGUAACAGUGAUAAUAAAUUUUUUCACUUGUCUA
This is a messenger RNA of Vespula pensylvanica (western yellowjacket), 2076 nucleotides long. It is a transcript of the gene Seipin, whose product is annotated as seipin. Gene Ontology annotation, cellular component: endoplasmic reticulum membrane. The transcript is spliced from 7 exons. Bases 179 to 1300 code for a protein of 373 amino acids. NCBI's taxonomy places the organism in Eukaryota, Metazoa, Arthropoda, Insecta, Hymenoptera, Vespidae. Gene Ontology annotation, biological process: lipid storage; lipid droplet organization. The record is from RefSeq and is a predicted model, not a curated record.